Venturia canescens is the source of this 1329-nucleotide messenger RNA. RefSeq names its product 3'(2'),5'-bisphosphate nucleotidase 1. Gene Ontology annotation, molecular function: 3'(2'),5'-bisphosphate nucleotidase activity. The record is from RefSeq and is a predicted model, not a curated record. Gene Ontology annotation, biological process: phosphatidylinositol phosphate biosynthetic process. The transcript has 5 exons. The coding region runs from base 265 to 1188 and encodes 307 amino acids. NCBI's taxonomy places the organism in Eukaryota, Metazoa, Arthropoda, Insecta, Hymenoptera, Ichneumonidae.
CACGACAUUACGACAUAUUUGGAACUUUAUUCGAAUAACCAUGAUCAAACUGUCACCUGUCAAAAAUUCUGUGUUCUACACAAAGUGCACGUGGGUGAAUAGUGACAGAAACGUGUCACUCAUCACGUGAUAAGUGUGCCCACAGAUAGCAAAUGAAUCAACAUUUUUUAUGUUAAUAUUCACUCGACCGAGUUAAAGUGGAUGUAGAGAUUCGUUUUAUUAAAAACAACGAAACUCCAAAAGAUUUCAUCGUUCACAUCGAAAAUGGCUCAGUGUCCGCCACUUUUGACGCGUCUGCUCGCAUCCUCUGUGACGGCAAGUGCACACGCGGGGAAAAUAAUUCGCGACGUUCUCAGCAAAGGCGAAUUGAAUAUCGUUGAAAAGGGAAAAAACGAUUUGCAAACCGAAGCCGAUCGCUCAGCACAAAUGUGCAUCAUCGAAUCGUUGACUCGACAAUUUCCCAACGUUUCUAUUAUCGGCGAGGAAGGGACGUCCAAAUGCGAAGUACCCUCCGAAUGGAUAAUCAAGGACAUGGAUCCGGACAUACUGAAACUUAAAUUGCCAACACACCUGGAAAACAUCGAGCCAAAAGAUGUUUGCGUUUGGGUCGAUCCACUCGAUGGCACUUCCGAAUACACGCAAGGGCUCGUGGAGCACGUGACAGUGUUGGUCGGAGUUGCGGUCGGUGAUCGAGCAGUCGGUGGAGUCAUUCAUCAACCGUAUUACAGGGAUGCGAAAGACAGUAUCGUGGGACGAACUUUGUGGGGAAUUGAGGGCGUAGGAACCGGGGGUUUCAAGACGAUUUCACCACCGGAAGGCAAACGAAUAAUUACGACGACGAGAUCGCACUCGAACAAAACUGUUCAAGCAGCUCUGGAUGCCUUGAAGCCGGACGAAGUUCUUCGUGUUGGAGGCGCAGGGCACAAGGUGAUACUUCUCCUGGAGGGAAAAGCCCACGCUUAUGUAUUCGCGAGUGCGGGGUGUAAGAGGUGGGACACCUGCGCACCGGAAGCGAUUCUUCACGCGAUCGGAGGAAAAUUGACCGAUCUUUAUGGGGAUCUGUAUUCCUACAAGAAUGACACUCCGCACUCGAACUCUCGGGGCGUUUUGGCAACGGCCCCGGGCCAAAUUCAUUCCUGGUACGUGUCUCGCAUUCCCGACGAAGUCAAGCAGCAGUUACCACAAUAAAUUUCAAGUUGUGAUCUUGAAGCAUCAUUUGUACAAAACUGGACAGAAAUAAUGUACUGGAUAAAAAUUGUAAACAAACGAUGAGUUUGUUUCGAAAGUUUGUUAGUGAAAAAAAAUUAAAUUUUCAGAUUCUAAUCGGUA